Molecule: messenger RNA, 1418 nt
Organism: Linum tenue
Lineage: Eukaryota; Viridiplantae; Streptophyta; Magnoliopsida; Malpighiales; Linaceae
Source: the annotation of a GenBank genome assembly
AUGACCAUGUCGGCCGAUAACAGCACCUCGGCUCUGGGGCGCCGGCUAGGCUCAUGUUUUAUGCCUUGCAGCUCCAGCAAACGAGCGCGGACACAUUCAGCUGAAGUAUACCCUCCGAUCGGGAAACUGGCAGACGAUCUCCUCGUAGAGGUUCUGAUCCGCGCCCUGCCGAACCCUAGGUCCGCCUGCCGAUGCAAGCUCGUCUGCAAGCGGUGGAGCUCUCUCAUCUUCGACCCAGUACGGUUCAAUCGCCGUUUCAUUUCUUACCACCGGAGCAGGAGCCAACAACCUCCUCUGCUUCUUCACUCAGACGACCCGCAAUCGAUCAUCACGAGCUUUCUCCCUAUGAGCCGUCUAUCCCGUAUGUCCUUUGCAGUAAUGGAUUCUUACAAGGAUCUGGUCUUAUGCGGGUUUGAGAAUGUGGGUCUAACCAGCCGCGAAUUGUAUGGAACAUACUUCCUCUGCAAUCCGUUUACCAAGGAAUGGCUCGCCCUCCCUUUGGCGCCUGAAUUGCCAGCAGGGUGCCCGUAUUUCUUCACAAGGUUAGUCUGUGAACCCCGCAUGUGUAAUGAUCUCGAUCUAGGAGAUAACCAAGUCUUUGCUUAUUCGUCCGAGUAUCGAUUCCGCGUGGUGCGCCUAUACUCGCGUGGAUCGUCUACAAAGCUAGACGUGUUCUGUUCGGAUACCGGAGAAUGGACCAAGGAUCGUCUUAUGGAGCAGGAGGUGCUGAAAGGCUCAGAUCCGAAAGAAGGAUGAUGGCGUUCGAAGGAGCUUAUCAACUUGUAUGAUACCAGGUGUUUGUUAUUAUCAACUUUCAACCUGAGAGUGAGAUAUCCAGAAGUUCAGAUUGGCACAGAGUCUGGAUUUUUGAGACUGCAUCUGCAUAUCCUUCUUAUCCACUUUCGUUGAUCUGGUAUUGAAUGAUUUCGGAAGUUGUAUGGGGUUGCUUGCUUUGUUUAUUUUAAUAAUUUUAUUACUUUCCAAAUGCUACCCAAACGUUAUACGGUUUAUGACUCGUACAAAAAUAAAAAUCAGCCUUACAGUUACAGAACUAACUGAACAAUAUGUAGUGUUUGUAAUGUAACUUGAUAUAAAUUUUUUGAUUCAUCCCUAUAGGUUUCGGAUUGUCAUAGUCGUUAGGGACAAGACUGGCAACUGCUCUCCCUUACGCUGCGCAAAUCUUUUGAUCACAGGCUGCUAUGCAUAGUAGGCAUCCAUCUACCCAAUCCAUUACCACAGUUAGAUGCUAUCCUCACAAGGAACCAAUGACAACAUUUCAUUUGAAGUUCACCCUGGGAAAGAGGCCGUCGAGUUCAUUUGAAAAGGAAACAUAUAGAAAUAGUUUCAACUGCACAGCUGCUCCCGAACCGUUUAUUGGUCUUAAUGCAACCAUGUUUGGUUGUUUUAUUUGGAUCACA